Naegleria lovaniensis is the source of this 249-nucleotide messenger RNA. RefSeq lists its product as uncharacterized. The record is from RefSeq and is a predicted model, not a curated record. The transcript is spliced from 2 exons. Gene Ontology annotation, biological process: translation; endonucleolytic cleavage in ITS1 to separate SSU-rRNA from 5.8S rRNA and LSU-rRNA from tricistronic rRNA transcript (SSU-rRNA, 5.8S rRNA, LSU-rRNA); endonucleolytic cleavage to generate mature 3'-end of SSU-rRNA from (SSU-rRNA, 5.8S rRNA, LSU-rRNA). Lineage: Eukaryota; Heterolobosea; Eutetramitea; Acrasida; Naegleriidae. Gene Ontology annotation, cellular component: ribosome; cytosolic small ribosomal subunit. Bases 1 to 249 code for a protein of 82 amino acids. Gene Ontology annotation, molecular function: structural constituent of ribosome.
AUGCAAAACGACCAAGGACAACAAGUCGAUUAUUAUCACCCAAGAAAGUGUACUGCCACAAAGAGCUUGAUUACUGCCAAGGAUCACGCUUCUGUCCAAAUCACAAUUGGAUUGGUUGACGAAAAUGGAGUCUACACUGGAUCAAACACUUCAGUUUCAUUGUGCGGUGAAUUGAGAAUGAAGGCUAAGUCUGACGGAGCAAUGAACAGACUCAUGCUCGAACAAAAGAUCAUGAAGGACAUCCAAUAA